AUGGACGAGAAGAAUAUGACAAAAAGCGACGAGCAGCAUUUGAGUUUGCAAAAAGCUUUGCAGCAGUGCGAGUUGGUUCAAAAUAUGAUAGACAUAAGCAUUUCCAGCUUGGAGGGUUUGAGGACCAAAUGUGCCACAUCCAACGACUUGACACAAAAAGAAAUACGAACGCUGGAGGGAAAGCUGGUGAAGUACUUCAGUCGCCAGCUGUCCUGUAAGGUGAGAGUGGCCUCACAGGAGGACAGCACUGAGCUACAGGACUUCCCCAGACUGGGACACUGGUUCCGCAUCGUCAACCUGAGGAAGGAGGUCACUGAGGAGAUGGAUCCAGGCGACGUGACUCUGGAGGGGCUGCUGGAGAUGAGUGAUGAGCAGGUGUGUGAGGCCAUGGAGAAGUUUGGAGCCAACGACGAGGAGUGUGCCCGGCUCAACGCCUCUCUGUCCUGCCUCAGGAAGGCCCACCAGUCAGAACAACUCGAGGAUGACUCAUUGCCCAAUAACGGAGGCAGCCAUGCCAAGCAGGACUGGUCCAUCCAGUGGCCCACCUCUGAGUCUGGCAAGGAGAACACUCCCUUCCCCUCUCCAGAACCCAGCCAGUGGGUCCGCUUCCAGCUCUCCCAAAGCCCCAUGGUCCAGGCCAAGUACAACCAGCAGCACCACAGCCAGUGCCACAGCCCCCAGUCAUUGCUACCCUAUCCGUAUGGCCCCUAUGUCCAGCCAGACCGCCUCACCGUGGACAGCCACCUGGGACUGGGGGCCUUCCCCCCCAUGGACACGGGUCAUCGAUCCCUGCCCCCCUCACCCCGUCAGAGGCACUUUGCCCACACCCCUCCCCGGACUCCACUGGUGGUGAACACCAUGACCCCCCCGGGCACGCCCCCCAUGAGGCGCAGAAACAAGGUGAAGGCCCCCGGGACGCCCCCACCGCCCAGCCGAAAGCUCAUCCACCUGCUGCCGGGCUUCACGGCGCUGCACCGCUCCAAGUCACACGAGUUCCAGCAGGGCAACCGCAUAGAUCUUGCAUGGAGCCCCAGACCGAGGAAGAAGUCCAAGCCUCAGCACCUGAAGAUCAACAGCAGUGUGGGGAGCUGUGAGAACCUCCCUACCCAACGCUCACCCCUCCACUCCUCUGACCAUCGCUCACUCCGUUCCUUCUUCUUCCCCACCUUCAUCCCCUCCACUCCCCCCGUCCACUCCGAUGCAAACACUCUGUCAGUGCCUCGCUGGUCCCCACAGAUCCCUCGGAGAGACCUGGGAAACUCCAUAAAACACAGGUUUUCCACCAAGUAUUGGAUGUCUCAGACAUGCAUAGUGUGUGGAAAAGGAAUGUUGUUUGGACUUAAAUGUAAAAACUGCAAGCUGAAGUGCCACAACAAAUGUACCAAAGAAGCCCCACCUUGCCAUUUACUGAUCAUCCAAAGAGGAGGAGGAAGUAACCCCCUCAAAGCUCGUUUGGUACGGACUGAAUCGGUACCAUGUGACAUCAACAACCCGCUCAGGUACACAGACCUGCACAUCAGUCAGACGCUGCCCAAAACCAACAAAAUCAACAAGGAUCACAUCCCUGUCCCGUACCAGCCAGACUCCAGCAGUAACCCCUCCUCCACCACCUCCUCCACACCUUCCUCACCCGCUCCACCCCUCCCUUCCAGUGCCACCCCUCUCCCCCUACACCCUUCCCCACAGUCAGCACGGCAACAGAAACAGUUCAACUUCACAGCUUCUUCUUACUUCAAAUACAAGCAGCAGUUCAUCUUCCCAGACGUGGCCCCGGCACCAGAGGCUCCUAACAGGACACCCCAGGUCAUCCUUCACCCUGUCCUGUCUGAGCCUGAACCAAAGCGCAGCGUGAACCCUUUAAACCCUUUACUACAGAUUGAAGUUGAACCGACAUCAGACAAUGAGGAGGGCAACGAUGAGGCGGAGUACUCGGAGGAUGAGUUUGAGGAGAUGAACCUGUCUCUGCUGUCAGCCCGUAACUUCCCCCGUAAAGCCAGCCAGACCUCCAUCUUUCUCCAGGAGUGGGACAUCCCCUUCGAACAGCUAGAGAUAGGGGAGCUCAUCGGGAAAGGUCGCUUCGGCCAAGUUUUCCACGGGCGCUGGCAUGGCGAGGUGGCCAUCCGCCUCAUCGACAUCGAGCGUGACAAUGAGGACCAGCUCAAGGCCUUCAAGAGGGAGGUGAUGGCCUACCGAAACACUCGGCACGAGAAUGUGGUCCUCUUCAUGGGCGCAUGCAUGAGCCCUCCACACCUGGCCAUCAUCACCAGCUUGUGUAAGGGAAGGACUCUAUAUUCGGUGGUGAGGGAUGCCAAAGUCAUCCUGGAUGUCAACAAGACCAGACAGAUCGCCCAGGAGAUGGUUAAGGGGAUGGGCUAUCUCCAUGCCAAGGGGAUCCUACACAAGGAUAUGAAGUCCAAGAAUGUCUUCUACGACAAUGGCAAAGUGGUCAUCACCGACUUCGGACUUUUCACCAUAUCUGGGGUUCUGCAAGCUGGCAGCCGUAGAGAGGACAAACUGAGAAUCCCCAGUGGAUGGCUUUGUCACCUGGCCCCUGAAAUAGUCUCUCAGCUCUCCCCUGAAACAGAGGAGGACAAGCUGCCUUUCUCCAAACAGUCAGAUGUCUUUGCUUUCGGCACUAUCUGGUAUGAGUUGCAUGCACGUGAGUGGCCUUACAAGAACCAGCCAGCAGAGGUUAUCAUCUGGCAGGUGGGCAGUGGGAUGAAGCCCAACCUCACACAGAUCGGCAUGGGCAAAGAGAUAUCGGACAUCCUGCUCUUUUGCUGGGCGUUCGAGCAGGAUGAAAGGCCCAGCUUCUCCAAGCUGGUGGAUCUGCUGGAAAAGUUGCCAAAACGGAACCGUCGCCUUUCCCACCCAGGGCACUUCUGGAAGUCAGCUGAGUAUGUCAAAUGA
Molecule: messenger RNA, 2910 nt
Organism: Oncorhynchus nerka (sockeye salmon)
Lineage: Eukaryota; Metazoa; Chordata; Actinopteri; Salmoniformes; Salmonidae
Gene: ksr2
Product: kinase suppressor of ras 2
Biological process (GO): calcium-mediated signaling; protein phosphorylation; Ras protein signal transduction
Cellular component (GO): cytoplasm
Molecular function (GO): ATP binding; protein kinase activity
Source: RefSeq, a predicted model, not a curated record